Messenger RNA from Knipowitschia caucasica, 414 nucleotides. The record is from the annotation of a GenBank genome assembly. Lineage: Eukaryota; Metazoa; Chordata; Actinopteri; Gobiiformes; Gobiidae.
AUGGCGAAGGAGCGUCUAACUGCGGCCACUGAAGAGAUUUUCUUGCUUUUUGAAAGAACGAUACAGGAGUAUGAGCAGGAACUGAGCCGCUCCAAAGAGGAGACCCACAGGACACAGGCACUCCUGGACUCUGUUCUGAACCCGAGGGUCAGGCAGCUCCAGGCAGAUACAGAGACGAGAACUGAGCCUGGUCUGAACCAUGAGAUCCCAGAGUCUUCACAGAUUAAAGAGGAGCGAGAGGAACAGGGCUUCAAACAGGAGGAAGACCAUCUGCCAGUGGCCAUCUCUUCCUUCAGGAUGCACACUAUAAUUUGGGCGUUCGGGGUGGAGCCUGGUUACAACAACAUGGUGGUCUCUGGACUGCCAGUGGUCACCCAGUUUCCCAGUCUGUCUCCUCCUGUGGUUCACCCCUAG